Molecule: messenger RNA, 297 nt
Organism: Marasmius oreades (fairy-ring Marasmius)
Lineage: Eukaryota; Fungi; Basidiomycota; Agaricomycetes; Agaricales; Marasmiaceae
Exons: 1
Coding region: 1-297 (98 amino acids)
Source: RefSeq, a predicted model, not a curated record
AUGGAUGAGAGAGGGAACGUGUUCCAGAGUUGCAAAACAUGUCUUCAGAAGAGAAGAGUCACUAUUGAGGAAGCAAGCGAAGUGGUCUUGGACGAAGAGAAUGCAAUACCAGACAACGAGCCCGAAGGUGUCCAACAGGUCGACAGGGAUGAAUUUGAUGAUGCCCUUGAUGAAGGAUGGGACGAAAUUAUGGACUUCGAUAUACCCGAGGAAGACGCAUUGUCUGCGCGAGAAAGACACUGUGUUCAGGUGCGUAUUAACCUUGAGGGAAAGAAGGGAAGACGAUAUGGAACUUGA